Messenger RNA from Zophobas morio, 795 nucleotides. Its product is annotated as methylosome subunit pICln. Gene Ontology annotation, biological process: cell volume homeostasis; chloride transport; spliceosomal snRNP assembly. Gene Ontology annotation, cellular component: plasma membrane; cytosol; methylosome. The record is from RefSeq and is a predicted model, not a curated record. Bases 99 to 719 code for a protein of 206 amino acids. Lineage: Eukaryota; Metazoa; Arthropoda; Insecta; Coleoptera; Tenebrionidae. The transcript has 4 exons.
AGAAUUCCCUAGUGGGUGCAGUCAGUGAUUGAGUAAGCUUGGUUCGGGUUUCAAGAUUUGAAAUUAGUUUAUAAAAGGGUUAAAAAGGAGGGAUUAAAAUGGUUGUAAUUGCGACAUUCAAGCCCCCAGAGUCGCCAGUUCGGUUGGAACAGAGAAAUAUUACGGUUCGUUUGGAUAAAAGGAGUCUUGGGACGGGAACUUUGUUUGUCAGCGAAAAGACACUCAGUUGGCAAAAGGAUGGAAGUACAGGUUUUUCGUUGGAGUAUUACAAUGUUUCUCUGCAUGCUGUGUCUAAAGACCCAAAUGUGUGUGAUAAAGAAUGUAUUUACAUUUUGACUGACCCUCAUAUUGAUCUGCCUGGGGGAAGUCCUCCACAAAGACACAUUGAUGACGAUGACAGUGGUGCUGAAUCAGAACCAGAUUUAUCUGAGCUGAUUUUAAUUCCUGAGGAUUCUUUAUCAAUUCAGGGUAUUUAUGAAGCUAUAAAGCAGUGCCAGGAGUUGAAUCCUGAUCCAGCUGACGUGGAUGACGACGACGACGAGAAUUUGUACGAAGAUGCAGAAGAAGAGAAUGAAGAAAUGUAUAUAGAGGCAGAAUCUGAACACAUAGGGGAUGCUGAUGUAAAUAGCUUAGCCAACAGGUUACAAAAUCACUCAGUGGAUGUCCAAUACAAUUACCGCAACGGUAACGAAGACGAAGAUUUUGAAGACGCAGAUUAACUUAAAAUGUGACCUACCUUAAGUUUUGUAUGUUUGUAAUUUUAAUUCCUAUUUAAUUAAACAAUCAAAAACGAAA